This is a messenger RNA of Sinocyclocheilus anshuiensis, 429 nucleotides long. RefSeq names its product tyrosine-protein kinase Fer-like. NCBI's taxonomy places the organism in Eukaryota, Metazoa, Chordata, Actinopteri, Cypriniformes, Cyprinidae. The coding region runs from base 1 to 408 and encodes 135 amino acids. The transcript has 4 exons. The record is from RefSeq and is a predicted model, not a curated record.
AUGCAAAUGAUAUUUUCUGAAAGUAAGGGGAUUCUGGAGGAGUACAGUGAAAUCACCAGCCUGUUAACAGAUGAAAUAGUGAAGGUCCACAAAGAAAUACACACUUCCAUCGACCAAAUCGAUCCACUGUCAGAGUAUGACAACUUCAUCGAAGUUCAUAAAUCACCAGAAGCCAAAGAAGCAAAUGUAGAAUUUGAUGCAACGCUAUUAGAAGAAACUGAGAAUCUUCAAGCAAAUGAGAUUCUGUGGAAUAAUUUGACAGCAGACAGUUUACAAGCAAUGCUGAAGUCCACCUCAGAGGAGCUGCUCCUAACCCAGCAGAGUCUGCGCAGCAAAGAGGACCUCAUGCUGGACCUGGAGAACAAACUAGAGGAAUCUACCAAAACCUAUGAGAAGAAAUCAGAGUGAGAGAAUGAACCUCCUUUAACC